Molecule: messenger RNA, 814 nt
Organism: Xyrauchen texanus (razorback sucker)
Lineage: Eukaryota; Metazoa; Chordata; Actinopteri; Cypriniformes; Catostomidae
Gene: fuom
Product: fucose mutarotase
Exons: 5
Coding region: 157-549 (130 amino acids)
Biological process (GO): fucose metabolic process
Molecular function (GO): fucose binding; racemase and epimerase activity, acting on carbohydrates and derivatives
Source: RefSeq, a predicted model, not a curated record
GUCACUGAUUGAGCACUUGAGCCGAGGAGCGCAUAUUGCGUCGUGAAACGCACCUUGCGUUCGAAACGUAGUUCUUAUUGCGUCUAACCAAUUGAAAAACACCAAAAGGUCACAUGACUCAGUACAAACUCGCGUCCGAACUGCCACUGUUUUGAAAUGGUUAUGCUAAAAGGAAUACCAUCAAUACUUACACCUCAAUUAUUGUAUGUUUUGGCGCAAAUGGGUCAUGGAGAUGAACUAGGUGUGAGUAUACCAGAACUGUUGCAAGCAAUAUUGAAGCUUUUUCCUCUUGAUACCUAUGAUGAUUCGGCAGCUGUCAUGGACCUUGUGCAGAGUGACAAAUUGAAGGGACUGAAAGUACCUGUAUGGGACCAGUACUCUGAGCUCCUGAAACAAGCAGGAUCAGAUGGUAGCUUCAAGUUAGUUGAGCGGUUUGCUUUUUAUGAGCGUGCCAAGAAUGCUUUUGCUGUAGUGGCAACAGGGGAGACUGCACUGUAUGGAAAUCUCAUCAUAAAGAAAGGAGUAAUCACGUCUGGUGAACAAUGCUGAAAGAGGAACUGUUUUUCAGUACAAGAGUUAGGACACCAAAAAUUCCUAUAGAUAAUACACACAUACAAAUAUUUUAAAAAGUUAUUGUGUAUUUUAUUAUAAAAGAAUGUGUGGUAACACAUUACAAUAAUGUUUCAUUCGUUAACAUUAAUUAAUGCACAAGGCAUCAUGAACUAGUGAACGAUAUAUUUUUUUACAGCAUUUAUUAAUCUUAGUUAAUUCAUAAAUAUACAAUUGUUCAUUGUUAGUUCAUAGUGCAUUAACU